AACCCUAGACUAGUUAUAACACAACAUAACCUGCAAGGCGUAACGAAUGUGGGAUCGUUUUGUCGACGUUUGUUUUGUGUAACAAGUCAAUCCUUGGUUUUAAUUUUAAGUGUUUCAGAAAUGGGUUCGAGCAGUAAGAAAUCUAAAGAUAAAGAUAGGAAACGUCGACAUAGUAGCCGUAGUAGUUCCCUAGAGCGCGAAUAUCGUGAGAAAAAACAUAGGCAUCAUAAAAAACAUCAUAAAGAAAAGAAAAAAGAAAAGAUAAUAAAGCAAUAUGAAUAUGAAAGUGAUUCUUCUGAUGUUAUUGAAGUUAUCCCUGAUGAAGAAGCUUCUACUCCUCCUCCUCCUAAAAUUCAGUGCAUUCAUUCUCCUGAAAUUGGACAUGGUCAAUCAUCAGAAAGUUUAUCAGUAGACGAAACAAAUAAACUAAGGGCAAAGUUAGGACUUAAACCUUUACACAUUGACAGUAAAUCAGACAAAAGCUCAAAACAAAAAGAAGACGGAAAAAGAAAAGAUGAUUUGGGGGAAUUUUAUCACAAACCAGCAGUAAAUAUUGCUACAAAGCAUCAACAGGAAAAGAUACGAGAAAAACUGACACAACAUAAAGAGAAACGCCACUUGGACCAAAAACUUUCUAAAGUGAAGUUGCUUGGUGAAGCUGAUAGUGAUAUUGAUGAUACAUUAAAAUGGAUUGAAAAAAAUAAGAAAAUUGUUAAAGCUAGACAGGAAGCUGAGAAAAGAGCAAAAAUGUUGGAAGAAUUAGAUGCUCAGUUUGGUGUAGGAGAAGUAGUAGAAUCUGAGCAGCGACUCAAAAGAAAUUUACAGUAUACUGAAAAGAACUUACAUGGCUUAGAGGUAGAACAUGACACUGAAAAUUUUAAAGAGGGCCAAACCAUUGUUUUAACUCUUAAAGAUAAAGACGUUUUAGAUGAAGACGCAGAUGUUUUAGUUAAUGUUAAUUUGUUGGAAGAUGAAAGAUACAAAAAGAAUGUAGAAAACAAAAAGCAAAAACCAGAUUAUAAUCCUUAUGAUAUAGAGGAUAUAGAUGAAUUUGGCAAUUUAAAAACUAAAUCUUUACUUUCUAAAUAUGAUGAAGAAAUUGAGGGCACAAAGAAAAAUAGCUUCAGGAUUGGUUUUGAUAAUGCUGCUGAACGUAGACAGGUAAUAAUGAAUACUGUUAAAGAAAAACUUGCAAAUAAGAGGCUAGAAAGUCUGCAAACACCAGAGCUUACAAUAGCCUCUGAUUAUUAUUCAGAACAAGAGUUGGCCAAAUUUAAGAAGCCUAAAAAGAAAAUAAAAAAAUUACGAUCAAAACCACAGACUAUUGUUAGUGACCCAGAAGGCUCAAAGUUUUAUACCAGAAGACCUAAGAUUAAAGAAGAUACAGAUACCAUUAUUACAGAUGAUGUUCCUGCUGUGGAUAUUAAGCCAGAUAUUAAAGUAGAAGAGGACAUUGAUGACACAUUGGAAAGAGCUUUGCAUAAAGCGAGAAAAUUAAAACAGAAGGAGGCAAUUACAACUAAUAGUUUUACUUCUGUUUCUGGUAUAAAAGAUGAGCCACAAGAAGAUGGAUUAGAUCCAGGUGCUAUUGUUUUAAACACAACUGCAGAGUUUUGCAGAACCCUUGGAGAUAUUCCAACAUACGGUAAAUCUGGGAAUCGCGAGGACACUGAAGAUUUAUUAGAUUAUGAAAAGGAUGCUCAUGAAGACGUAGAAAUGGAUAUGGAAGCGGUAGAGGAGACUACCGGAGGUUGGAAUGCUGUCGAUCCCAAUCGUUCUCAAGAAGUUUCCGUCGUUGCCCCUUUCGAAGUUCCCAUUCUUGAUGAAGAACCGGAUGUCGGUUCGGGCGUAGGAGCCGCUUUAAAAUUGGCAAUGAGCAAAGGCUACCUCGAAAAAGAGGACAAAGCGCGUCCGUCAAAUUCUAAAUUAGCUCAUUUGCAAGCACAACAUUAUUCAAUAGAAGAUAAAAGUUACGGGGAAGAUUUCGAUCGUGGUGCAAGACGUGAACGGUACACUGGUCCUAUUAUGGACUUUAAAGAGAGAGAUGCUUUCAAACCGAAUGUUAAAUUAGAGUAUAUAGACGAUGAGGGACACGUAUUGAAUGCGAAAGAAGCGUUCAGAUAUUUAUCACAUAAGUUCCAUGGAAAGGGACCCGGGAAAAAUAAAAUCGAAAAGAGACUUAAGAAACAGCAACAAGAAGGGUUGAUGAAAAAGAUGAGUUCAACAGAUACUCCAUUGGGCACCCUCAAUAUGCUCCAAGCCAAACAAAAGGAGAUGCAAUCCCCGUUCAUUGUAUUAUCUGGGGGUAAACAUACCCAUUCUACGACAAUUUCCAAGCCUAGAAAUUAAACUUUAACUUAAAAUCUAUAUUUAUUUAUCGUAUCCUAUAUUCAUAAGGAGAUUAACUUUCUUUUAGAUUGUAAUUGAGAAUCAGUUUAAACUACGUAUUAAUUGACGAUAAUAGGAAAUAUUUUAAGCAAGUUUAAAUUAUGUAUAUCAAGGCGGAACGCAAUUUUAAAAAACUAUAAUGUUUCAAUCCACAUCUCCACUUUUCUGUAGAGAAAUAAAAGCAACUUAUUAUAAUUUAUUUAAUAAGUGUACGAAGAUUCGUACCAACAUCAAAUUAUAAUGUUUAAUAUGUAUAUACAGCCAUGAAUAUAUUAAAAUAAUUAUUAUUUAUGUGAACGUUAUGAAAUCGUUGAGUUUUAUUUCAUUGACCGUAUUCCGAAAAAAAGUGAGUACGUAAGAGAUUGGGAUAGUCUUGUCACUUUUGGCCCAAAUAAUACUGAUUGUUCUUAACAUGUUUUUUUUUACAAUUUUGUAUUUUUUUUGUCAUUAAAGUAACAAAACAUUCCCAGAAACAUCUCUUCGCAAAUAGUACUAGUUUUAAACAUAUUUUUACAGUUUAUCGUGUCCUGUUCCUUACAACCCACAAUAGUAUUUCCUCCAAAGCUUUGCUAACAAUAAGUUCAGUCUUUUCUAUUUUGUUAUAUGGGAACAAAAUUUCCAUUCAUCAUCUUUCGAAACGAACAUUAUUGCUGUUGCAAAAGAAACAGGAUCACAUCUUAAAAAUAAAUGAAAUCAGAUUUACUGCAGUAGGUGACAAAAUGUUCAUUCUUUCUUUUUACGGGACAUGUGUAAGAAAUGUACAAAAUUUUCAUAAAUAUCUUAUUUACAAACACAGAAAUAAUGGCAUAUGUACACUACAACUCGAGUGGGACCGCUGCGCUAGGAUGCUUGUAAGUAUAUGCGUGUAUCCACAUGCAUAUAUCGUCCUAAUGCGAAACAAUGAAAUAAAAUAACCAUUAUAACUUUUAGUGUGAUGUAUGUAUUUGUCAGAUAACGGGCACUGGGAUACUGAGGACUUCGGCCGCGCCUGCGCGAACGGUCCCGGGCGCCUCCACUCAGCUUCUUAAAUUAUCAAAACUUUCACAGAAUCAAAUCAACUUUUGUAACAAAAAAUAUAUAUACGUACGUCUAUGAUGACGAUAAUCCAACAUAAAAAAACUAUACACAUAAUCGAUUUUAAAUACAUAAACUAAAAAAGUAUUACAGUUAUAUCAUGCAUCGACAAAUUAAAUAUCAAGAAUUUAAAUUUUGAAUAUUUGUAUACCAAAAUUUUACUACAUAUUUCGAUGCUAGUAAUGUUCGAAAUAUACUGUAGCAAUACGAAUUUUUAUUUUAUUAAGUUGAAACUUCACGAAUUAUUAACUAUUUAACAAA
Messenger RNA from Agrilus planipennis (emerald ash borer), 3723 nucleotides. Its product is annotated as U4/U6.U5 tri-snRNP-associated protein 1. Gene Ontology annotation, cellular component: U4/U6 x U5 tri-snRNP complex. Bases 121 to 2349 code for a protein of 742 amino acids. Gene Ontology annotation, biological process: maturation of 5S rRNA; mRNA cis splicing, via spliceosome. The transcript is spliced from 9 exons. NCBI's taxonomy places the organism in Eukaryota, Metazoa, Arthropoda, Insecta, Coleoptera, Buprestidae. The record is from RefSeq and is a predicted model, not a curated record.